Salvia hispanica is the source of this 1442-nucleotide messenger RNA. RefSeq names its product protein TIFY 6B-like. Gene Ontology annotation, biological process: regulation of defense response; regulation of jasmonic acid mediated signaling pathway; response to wounding. NCBI's taxonomy places the organism in Eukaryota, Viridiplantae, Streptophyta, Magnoliopsida, Lamiales, Lamiaceae. The record is from RefSeq and is a predicted model, not a curated record. Gene Ontology annotation, cellular component: nucleus.
CCAAAGCCUCAACAGUUCUACACCCUCUCUCUCUCUCUCUCUCUCAAAUCCUCAAAUAUUCAAUUUCUCUCUCAUUCACGAGAGAGAAAAGCCAUCCGCAGCAAACAAACAAACAGCCCUUUGUCACUCUUCACUGCCAAAAUUCUAACCCUUCCCCUUCUCUGGUUGAUUUCCAAGAAUCACAGGUUUUGCAAUAAUAAAAAAGUGAUCUUUUUCUUGAUUUCUGCUGUAAUUUGAAGAUGGAGAGAGAUUUCAUGGGCUUGUCUGUGAAACAGGAGCUUCCUGAUGAAAUAAUUGAUGCUGCUCCUGUGAGAAGCUUACCAAUGCAGUGGUCAUUCUCAAACAAGGGCUCUGCCCUUCCUAAUCUCUUGUCUUUCCAAGGUGGUCAAGAAGAUAAGCAACCUAAGACUGGUUUCAACUCUCUUGCAUCAUCUGGUUUGGUUACCUUGACUACUGAUGUUUUCGAGUCUAGUCACAGCCAGUUUCCUGCCUCACAGAAAAGCAAUGCUGUUGAGAAGCAAGGUGGGGUCCGUUACACGGUGACAAAUUACCCGACUCAGCAUGGAGAAUCACACAACAUCCGUCGUCCAAUCACCACCACUUCACCGGGUGUGGCUCACCACCAGCCCUAUGCUCCUCCCAUGGCCGUAGUCCCAAUGGCCAAGCCUUCCAACAGCGCUGUCGUUGGAACCACUGAUUUCAGGAACUCACCCAAGAUCUCCAACGCGCCGGCUCAGUUGACCAUCUUCUACAACGGCUCAGUCUGUGUCUUCGACAACAUUUCUCCCGAGAAGGCUCAAGCUAUUAUGCUAUUGGCUGGAAAUGCACCACCGGUGACUCCUAAGGCGGCCACCCCUUCCGCAUCUCACAUUCAGGCGGCCGUUCCUAGAUCUUCAGUUCCCGAGAGGCUAACCAUAAGCCAGCCCUAUGCAACCACGCCACGCCUUUCCAGCCCCAUCCCAGUGACCCCUGUUAGCACCUCCCCGUCUCUGGGAUGGGCUGCUCUGAGGACUGAGGCGAGCGCUGCUAGGCCAUCUGGAUCUCGUAUGUCGCCUCCUAUCAAUGCUGAGCCUCUGAAAACAGUUACUCCUCCAGGAUCUGUAAGCUUCAUAUCAGCAGACACUGUGCCUCAGUUUCGCAGAAAAUCUCUAGCCCGGUUCUUGGAGAAGCGCAAGGAGAGGGUCAUCAGUGUUUCACCUUAUGGUGACUGUCAGUCUGGAGAUUACGGGGCGGCCGGAUCAGGCGGGCCGAGCUUGUCGAUGAACUCGUCGGGGUCUUGUCCAGUACCAGCAGCCAAUUGAGGGGAUGGUUUUAGCAGAAGCUGCAAAUAAGUUAUAGAGAUAAUUAAGAUGCAAGAUAAAACAGAAUUCCAGUUUCAGCUUGUGUUAUACCUUUGUUUAUUAGUACUAUGAAUUUAUAUAUUAUGUUUUUUGUCUGUUAAA